UACCUACGUUCGAUUCUGGCCGCAACUUUUUCUCUUCUCUCUCUCUCUCUCUCAUUCUUUAUUCCUCCCCUUUUCCUUCGUCCUAUCCCCGAGACCCAGCUCGAGCUCUCUCCCUCUUCCUCACUCCAAAACCCUGAACCCAAAAUAGAAAACCCAUUACAAAAAUGGCGGAUGCUAUCGAAUUACUCCGUAAUUUCCACAAAUUUCCCAUUUUGGCACCGACCCAUUUGCGACAUGCAACCCAAAAGCCUAUUUCUGUUCUGGGUUUCUCUGAUUAUUACAGCUCGGGAAGGAAAUUUGCGCUUUGUUGCAGAGCCCUCGAUGCGAAAUCCGUGGAUGCGGAGAGGUUCUCUUUGACUUCCUCGAGCAAAUCUGAUGUGGAUUACCUUGGGGAGAGCACCAAAGGCGAUUUGAAUGUGAAAAAAGAGCAUCUUGAGGCUCUUGGUAUCGAUGGUCAGCUUACCCUAGAUGGCCCAAUUGAAGAGAUAGCGAGGGUUGAAGCUAGAGAAGCAGAGAUGCUGCUUAGCGAUCUGGGGAUACCGGGGCCAUUUUCUUCAAGACAUUCUCCUCGUGGUAUAUUUUGCACCAGGACAUUAAAUCUACGUUCAAUCAGUGCAAUUGGUUACGAUAUGGACUAUACUUUGAUUCACUAUAACGUUAUGGCAUGGGAAGGCCGUGCUUAUGAUUAUGGAAUGGCCAAUCUCAAGAGCAUGGGGUUUCCAGUUGAUGGCCUCGAAUUUGAUCCUAACUUGGUUAUCAGAGGUCUCAUCAUGGAUAAAGAGAGAGGCAAUUUAGUUAAGGCUGAUCGCUUUGGCUAUGUGAAGCGGGCUAUGCAUGGUACCAAUAUGCUGUCAACUAAGGCUGUAAGCGAGAUUUAUGGGAGAGAACUGGUUGAUCUUCGGAACGAAAGUCGAUGGGAAUUUCUGAAUACUCUCUUCUCUGUGUCAGAAGCUGUAAUGUAUAUGCAGAUGGUUGACAGAUUGGAUCAAGGGGCUAUAUCAUCUGAACUUGGACCAUUUGACUACAAAGGGCUUUUCAAGGCUGUUUCUAAAGCCCUUUUCAGAGCACAUGUUGAAGGCCAACUUAAGAGUGAGAUAAUGGCUGAACCAGAACGGUUUGUGGAGCCUGACCCAGAGCUCCCUUUGGCUCUUUUGGACCAAAAAGAGGCUGGGAAGAGGUUGCUAUUAAUUACCAACUCAGACUAUCAUUACACGAACAAGAUGAUGCAUCAUGCCUUCAAUAGGUUUCUUCCUAAUGAUAUGACAUGGCGUGACCUUUUUGACAUGGUCAUUGUCUCCGCAAGGAAGCCUGAAUUUUUUCAAAUGUCGCACCCUUUGUAUGAAGUGGUUACAGAUGAUGGACUAAUGCGCCCCAGCUUUAAGGCAUGUUCAGGUGGCUUAUACUCAGGUGGAAGUGCUCAGAUGGUAGAGAAAUCCCUUGGUGUUCAUGGCGAUGAGAUAUUAUAUGUCGGAGACCAUAUAUUUACAGAUGUAAGCCAAUCCAAAGUUCAUUUGCGGUGGCGGACAGCUUUGAUUUGCAGAGAACUGGAAGAUGAGUUUAAUGCUCUGAUCCAUAGUCGAAACAACAGAUCAGGUCUUGUAAAACUGUUGCAUCAAAAGGAAAUAGUAGGGGAUCUAUUUAAUCAGCUUCGUCUUGCUCUACAGCGUCGGCUCAAAGGUCGUCCUGCUCAGACUCUUGCUGCGACUAAUAUGGAUGAUCAAGAACUGACUGAAAGCAUGCAGAAGUUGCUUAUUGUUAUGCAAAGAUUGGAUGAGAAAAUUGCACCCAAGUUAGAAGCAGAUGGGGAACACUUCAGUAGAAGGUGGGGUUAUCUGUCUCGUGCUGGUCUGUGGGAUAAGAGCCACCUUACAAGACAAAUCGAGAAGUAUGCGGACAUAUACACAUCCAGAGUUUCAAACUUCCUUCACUACACACCCUUCAUGUAUUUCCGUGCACAGGAACAGACAUUGGCUCAUGACUCGUACUAUUACUCAACAUCCGACAUCAACGGAUUUGCAGCUGAUGAGCUGACUGGAUCAUGACCCCUGUAAGCUAUUUCAUAUUAUCUCCAAUAAAGAUGUUCCACGAUGAUUUUAUGCGUCCCUACCUACCUCAUUAAUAUUUUGUAAGAGUUAAAAUAAGUGGGAAAGGGACCAAUUAAAGCUCUACUAAUCUACAUUCGUCGGUCGAAAAUGCAUCGAGUAAUCAAAUUGUGCUUUCUAGGAGCAUAAAAAGACUGGACAGAUCAGUGUAUGAUACUGAAAUUUUGACGCAGUAAUAUUUAUAGAGUUUCUCUACUCGCCUUUUCUUGAGCUUAUGUCUGUUAUGAUGAAAUGUCUGUUAUGAUGAAACUAUGAUACGCAAUCAUGUACGGAGAAGAGGCUUGUUCUUCUUGUAAUUUGUCAUUGUCCUCAAUCUUAGUUUCCUAUGAGCAUUUAUUUCAGGAUCA
This is a messenger RNA of Asparagus officinalis (garden asparagus), 2449 nucleotides long. Its product is annotated as 5'-nucleotidase domain-containing protein 4-like. The record is from RefSeq and is a predicted model, not a curated record. The coding region runs from base 165 to 2042 and encodes 625 amino acids. Gene Ontology annotation, molecular function: 5'-nucleotidase activity. Lineage: Eukaryota; Viridiplantae; Streptophyta; Magnoliopsida; Asparagales; Asparagaceae. The transcript is spliced from 17 exons.